AUGGUUAGCAUAGAAAGUUUCCAUAUUUUGGAAAGGUUUCUUUUUGUUUCAGCAACUGUCUGGUUAUACUUUUAUAGACCAGUGGAAGCAAAUAUCAACGAUGGGUGGAGUUCUGCUCAUGCAACAUUCUAUGGGGGCAACGAUGCCUCGGCAAAUAUGGGAGGAGCAUGCGGUUAUGAUAAUGUAUACGGUGAUGGCAUGGGAACAUAUACAGCUGCACUGAGCACUGCAUUGUUUGAAAAUGGUGCAGCGUGUGGGGCGUGCUUUGAAUUGGUGUGUGAUGCAAAAUCAGAUCCGCAAUGGUGUCUCAAAGGCAAAAAGAUUAGACUCUCUGCUACUAAUUUCUGUCCUCCAAAUAACAAUGGGGGAUGCUGCAAUUCUCCACUCAGACAUUUUGAUAUGUCAUUGCCCGCGUUCGAACAAAUUGCUCUCUACAAAGGGGGGAUUGUGCCCGUGCUUUACAGAAGGGUUAAAUGUGUGAGGAAGGGAGGAAUUCAUUUUACCAUACAGGGGCAUUCCUUUUUCAAUCUAGUGUUGGUGGCCAACGUAGGUGGCAGUGGAGAUGUGAGUAAUAUGUGGAUCAAAGGCUCAAAGACAUCUUGGCAAGCAAUGCAGAGAAAUUGGGGUGCUCACUGGCAAAACAAUGCCAACCUCAACAGACAAGUUUUAUCAUUUCGCUUAACUGAUGGAGAUGGAAAAACUCUCACACUAAACAAUGUUGUGCCUUCAAAUUGGCAAACUGGCCAAACUUUUGCUAGCAACCGGCAGUUUUCCUAA
This is a messenger RNA of Cryptomeria japonica (Japanese cedar), 777 nucleotides long. Its product is annotated as expansin-A10-like. The transcript is spliced from 3 exons. Lineage: Eukaryota; Viridiplantae; Streptophyta; Pinopsida; Cupressales; Cupressaceae. The coding region runs from base 1 to 777 and encodes 258 amino acids. The record is from RefSeq and is a predicted model, not a curated record. Gene Ontology annotation, biological process: plant-type cell wall organization. Gene Ontology annotation, cellular component: extracellular region.